Oncorhynchus gorbuscha (pink salmon) is the source of this 1792-nucleotide messenger RNA. RefSeq names its product phosphatase and actin regulator 4B-like. The transcript is spliced from 9 exons. The record is from RefSeq and is a predicted model, not a curated record. NCBI's taxonomy places the organism in Eukaryota, Metazoa, Chordata, Actinopteri, Salmoniformes, Salmonidae. Gene Ontology annotation, molecular function: actin binding. Gene Ontology annotation, biological process: neural crest cell migration; actin cytoskeleton organization. The coding region runs from base 224 to 1792 and encodes 522 amino acids.
CACACUUGUAAAGGUUAGGAAGCAGCUCAGUGUUUGUUUACCAGCCCCACGCGGCCUUGGCUGUAGUCUCUAAUUUCAACUGCGGAUUGGACCUCCAUGUGAGUCCAUGGAAGAGGAGACCGUAUCAAGUACAGUCUCGUUAUUGUCUCCCUGUCGCAGACCGAUCGGUUGUGUUCUAUCGUUGGAUGUAUUGUCUGUCUAUUGAUCUCUGAAAGGCCUAGCAAUGGCUGUACGAUUGUGUCUGUAUCCCUCCUCCCUGCCGUGGACCCCAGGAGAGGUAGGGGCUGGUGGGACAGGGGCGUGGGGUAGCAUGGGACAGAAUGCCAGCAACACUGAGACAGUGCCCCAGCAACACCAACAGCAACCUGCUCAACACAACACCGAUGAUGAGGUGGACUUGCAGCAGAGUACGACAGGGAGUGAGGGGGGUGACUCAUCAGGCGGAACCCCUCCCUCCAAACGCAAGGGCAAGUUCUCUAGCUUCGGGAAUAUGUUCAAGCCCUGGAAGUGGAGGAAGAAGAAGAGCAGCGAGACCUUUCUGGAAACCUCAAUAGUGUUGGAGAGGAAGAUCUCAGUAAGGAGACCUCGUCAGGAGCUGAUUGACAGAGGAUUGCUGAAAGAACUGCCGGAGAAUGAGGGCAACAGCGUGAACCAUUCCAAAGGUCCAGUGGUGAAGAAUGGCCAGCCAGUACCUAUGGAUGUUGACCGGGUCUCAGAGACCGCGAUCAAGGUGUCCCGGGGGGAGGCAGGCCCAGGGCUCAACCCCACCUGGCUACCCCAGGGAGAGGAUCCACGGCGGGGCAGCGUCCCUUCAGACGACCCCCGGAGCAGGAGCCGGGUACCCUCUGACGCCUCGCGCUCCAACCGAGCCCCACUGGACGUAGACUCACACGCCAGGCUAUCAGUCAUAGAUCUGGAGAGACGGAGUAGAGUGCCGUCUGACGUGUCAGAGAGGAGAGGAGGGUCACUACCGAGAGGACCUGCUCCGGAGGAGGGGAGGCAACGGAAAGAGGAUAAAGAGGACAAGAGAGAGGAGAGAGACUGGAAAGAGGAGAGGAGAGACUGGAAAGAGGAGAGGAGAGACGGGAAAGAGGAACUUCACUCUGAGAUGGAGCUACGGCAGAGUCUCCAGAAGACCUCCUCAGAGGACCUCCGUAGCAGGGUCCGUCCUGCCUCUGAGGCUUACCGCGGGAGCACCCUGCCCAGGUACAUGCCAUCUGAGGAGAUCAAAGGAGGGGAGACCCGCGGACGAGCAGAGUCCACUGGUGUCCGCUUCGCCCCUAUCCACACCCCAGAUCCUGACUCCUCCCGUAGAGAGCCGCCUCCUACCAAACAGGCCAUGCUCCCUCCUAAGAGCCACCCCACUAUCACCACCUCCAUGGAGCCUGUCCGGACCUCCACCCCACCCUCCUCCUCUACCUCCCCUGCUAUAGCAGUGGCCAAGCCCGCCAGGACUGUCUCCCUGAUCAUCAGUGAUGACCCUCGUCCCACCCACUCCAACCCUGUCCCCCCUGUACGUUCCAGCCAGGUACCCCCCCUCCUCCACCACGGGGGAAUCGGCCACUCCUCCCCCCGUACCCCCCCCAUGCCAAGCAGCCACCUGUACCCCCACCCAAACCCACCAACCGCAACAGCAACCCUGCUCUGCUUGGGCCUCCAGGGUCCAAGGUCCCCUUUCUCCUCACUACUGUUCCAGCUGGAGAAGGCAGGGGGGAGCUGGGCCUGUACCUUUCCCUGCCCACCUACCUCCACCGCCGACGGACUGAACAAGCCUGCUCAGCCCAUGGUGUGA